Amborella trichopoda is the source of this 1077-nucleotide messenger RNA. Lineage: Eukaryota; Viridiplantae; Streptophyta; Magnoliopsida; Amborellales; Amborellaceae. The record is from RefSeq and is a predicted model, not a curated record.
AUGGCUUUCAGGACCCAAAGAAUCUAUUGUCAUCAUGGAAAGGUAGAGACUGCUGCGAAUGGAAAAGAGUUGACUGCGGGAACAAUACACAUGUCAUCAAACUCGACCUCCAUGGUGCUUAUUACCCCAAUGGUACGAUUGCAUGAGUUAUUGGGUUCUUUGACUGAACUCAAAACUCUAGAUCUGUCUUAUGCGGGUUUUUGGGGCAAGAUUCCUCCUCAACUGGAGAAUCUCACAAAACUCCAACAUCUUGAUCUUUCUGAUGCUUAUGGAUUUCUUAAUGUGGACAAUCUUGAAUGGCUUGCUAAUCUCUCUUCAUUACAUCUCCUUAAACUGAAUCGAGUAAACCUUUCGAUGGUAAGCCUAGAUUUUUCUAGAUUGAUCCUUGGGUUUCCUCUUCUCACGGAAGUAGAAGCACGAUACUGCAAUCUCUUAGACUCCAUCCCAACUCCUCAUUUACCAAACUCUUCUUCACUUCGUUUACUUACAAGAGUUCUUCCUUGGGUGGCUCAUAUUGGUAGCCUUGAACACCUUGAACUCAGUUGGAAUCAUUUGCAACAUUGGGUCCCAUAUUGCCUAACAAACCUGGAGAACCUAAGAGAGUUGAACCUCUCCUAUAACCAAUUGAAUGGGACACUCUUGGAAAUCCUUGGAAACCUUUCUAAGUUGCAUGUACUUGUUGUCACUGGUAACCAAUUGAGUGGAACACUCCUGGAAAACAUUGGAAGCCUUUCUAUGUUGAGUGAACUAGAGCUUGGGGACUCUAGAUUUACUUCAAGGUUUUGGAAUAGUUUGCAAUCAACCAUAGGGGCCAAACUCGCUUUCAGUACAGCUCUCCAUCCUCAAACUGAUGGACAGUCAGAAAGAAUCAUUCAAACCUUAGAAGAUAUGUUGAGGGCCAGUGUUACAGAUUUCAGAGAAAACUUGGAUGAUCAUCCGUCUCUAAUAGAGUUUGUUUCUAACAACAAUUUCCAGGCCAAUAUCCAGAUGGCACCUUUUGAGGCACUCUAUGGGAGAAAAUGCAGAUCACCCAUAUGUUGGGAUGAAGUCGGUGAGAGAAGACUGUUAGGGCCAUAG